Felis catus (domestic cat) is the source of this 2875-nucleotide messenger RNA. RefSeq names its product retrovirus-related Env polyprotein from Fv-4 locus. NCBI's taxonomy places the organism in Eukaryota, Metazoa, Chordata, Mammalia, Carnivora, Felidae. The record is from RefSeq and is a predicted model, not a curated record. The coding region runs from base 773 to 2761 and encodes 662 amino acids. The transcript is spliced from 2 exons.
AAUUCUGAGGCCGGCCGGCCACCUCAGUAGGAGUGUUGAAGGAGGACAGACGUGUCCUGAACCUUCACACCCCGGCCCCGAGGGACGCCUCGGUGGUGCUUGUAGAGGAGAACUGACAAGUUCGUCAGACUCCCCAAAUCCGAAGGCAGGCCUCCCCUGCCAUCUGAAUCUGAAUACCUGGCCGCGGCUCCUUGGUUGUUGUCUAGUCUGUGUUGUCUGGUCUGUAUCGACAUUGUAGUCAUAUUCGUGUGUGUGUGUGUAAGUGUGCGUGUGUGGACGCGUGGACAGGACGACACAGCCAUGGGACAGACACUGACUACUCCUCUAUCUUUGACUCUGACUCAUUUCUCGGACGUCCAGGCAAGAGCUCGCAAUCUAUCCGUUGAGGUUCGAAAAGGUCGAUGGCGAACUUUUUGUUCAUCGGAGUGGCCCACCCUAUCUGUAGGGUGGCCCCGGGACGGGACUUUUGACCUCUUUGUUAUAUUACAGGUUAAGACGAAGGUAGGAGACUCCGUGUACGUCCGGCGGCACCGCUCUCAAGGAUUGGAGCCUCGUUGGAAGGGACCUUACAUCGUCCUGCUGACCACGCCCACCGCCAUAAAGGUUGACGGGAUCGCCGCCUGGAUUCACGCAUCGCACGCCAAGGCAGCCCCAAGAACCCCUGGACCGAAAGCUCCCAAAACCUGGAAGCUCCACCGUUCGGAGAACCCUCUUAAGAUAAGACUCUCCCGUGUCUGACUGUUAAUCCACCCUGUCCCUGCACAAACCCAAAAUGAAACCCCCAGCGGGAAUGGUCUUUCUGUGUGUCCUCACAAGCUUGGGGGCGGGAAUUGGAGCUAAAAUUGUCAAAGAGGGGAACCCACAUCAGGUUUAUACCUUGACUUGGCAAAUCUACUCCCAGAGCGGGGAAGUUGUCUGGGAGGUCCAAGGUAACCAUGCGCUUAAUACUUGGUGGCCCCCACUUACCCCUGAUUUUUGCCAGCUGGCAGCUGGAUUAGACACUUGGGAUAUCCCAGCUAGAAGCCCCAAGAACCUGCAGUCCUACAUGGGGGAAAGAAUCCAGCAGAUGACUGCCCAUGGAUGCAGUAGUCCCACUGCCAGAUGUAGAUUAGCUCAGGCAGAGUUCUAUGUCUGUCCUCGAGACAAUAGGGAUAGGGCCACUGCCCACCGAUGUGGGGGAUAUGAAGAAUAUUUCUGCUCGGCAUGGGGCUGCGAAACUACUGGCGAUGCCUACUGGCAACCUACCUCUUCCUGGGACUUAAUCACCAUUACAAGAGGUUACACCAAACCUGACCCCGAUGGACACACUUGCUACUAUAAAAAGGGCACAGAAGGGUAUCAUCAUUGGAUAAGUCCCCUGUCUCUACCUCUUAAGAUUACCUUUACAGAUUCAGGAAAACGGGCUCUCGGAUGGCAGACGGGCUAUACAUGGGGACUCCGAUGGUACCUACCGGGAAAAGAUAGGGGGAUUGUUCUAAAAAUCAAAUUAAAAAUAGAUACAAUCACCCAAACCGUAGGUCCCAACCUAGUAUUGGCCGAUCAAAAAGCUCCGGUCCAGCUAGCCAUCCCAGUCCAGCCACCAAGGGCCCCAACUCAGACACCGGGAAUUAACCCUGUUAAUUCCACUCUAAGCCCCAGUCUAGGAUACCCGACCCCCCCCUCUCGACCGGGCACAGGAGAUAGGCUCCUAAACCUUGUACAAGGGGUAUACUUAACUCUCAACCUUACGGCCCCAAAUCAAACUCAGGACUGUUGGCUCUGCCUAACGGCUAAACCCCCUUACUAUCAGGGAGUUGCUAUAAUUGGGAACUUUACUAACCAUACGAAUGCCCCACUGAGAUGUAGCACUACACCUCGACAUGGCCUCACUUUAACUGAAGUCACCGGUCAUGGCCUAUGUAUUGGGAAAAUUCCACCCUCACACCAGAAUCUCUGUAGUCAGACCAUACCAUCUGUCGGGCAGGGUCCCUAUUAUUUGACCGCUCCCAACGGAACGUACUGGGUCUGUAACACCGGACUCACGCCAUGCAUCUCGCUCCAGGUACUCAAUAAUACUGCCGACUAUUGCAUCCUAAUUGAACUUUGGCCAAAAAUCUUCUACCAUGACUCAGAAUAUAUUUAUGGCCACUACGAACCCGGCGGCAGAUUCCGGAGAGAACCAGUUUCCCUCACCGUAGCACUGCUCCUAGGGGGAUUAACUAUGGGAAGUUUAGCAGCUGGCAUAGGGACAGGCACCGCAGCUCUCAUAGAAACUAAUCAGUUCAAGCAGUUACAAAUCGCUAUGCAUUCUGACAUACAGGCACUAGAAGAAUCCAUCUCGGCACUAGAAAGAUCCCUAACCUCCCUCUCAGAAGUGGUUUUACAAAAUCGGAGGGGACUUGACCUGUUGUUCUUACAAGAAGGCGGGUUAUGUGCUGCCCUCAAAGAAGAGUGCUGCUUCUAUGCUGAUCACACAGGAAUAGUGAGAGACAGCAUGGCCAAGCUGAGGGAGAGACUCAAACAAAGACAAAAGCUGUUCGAAUCUCAGCAAGGCUGGUUUGAGGGGUGGUAUAACAAAUCCCCCUGGUUUACCACUCUAGUCUCCUCCCUCAUGGGCCCUUUAAUACUCCUACUAUUAAUACUGAUGUUCGGACCUUGCAUCCUCAACCGCUUGGUACAAUUCAUAAGAGAAAGACUCUCUGUCAUCCAGGCCUUGGUCCUAACUCAACAGUACCACCAACUAAGACAAUUUGACGCAGAAAGGCCAGAUACAAUCGAAUGAAAGGUUUCAUUCGACGCCAAAAGAAAAUGGGGGAAUGAAAGACCCCUGCUUAGCUUAAUAACACACCCCCACCCUAUCUUCAGUUUCGGUAACGCCUCACUUGCAGGGCUUGCA